Sphaerodactylus townsendi is the source of this 1462-nucleotide messenger RNA. It is a transcript of the gene GNAT3, whose product is annotated as G protein subunit alpha transducin 3. The transcript is spliced from 8 exons. Gene Ontology annotation, biological process: sensory perception of sweet taste; adenylate cyclase-modulating G protein-coupled receptor signaling pathway; detection of chemical stimulus involved in sensory perception of bitter taste. Lineage: Eukaryota; Metazoa; Chordata; Lepidosauria; Squamata; Sphaerodactylidae. Gene Ontology annotation, cellular component: photoreceptor outer segment; photoreceptor inner segment; heterotrimeric G-protein complex. The record is from RefSeq and is a predicted model, not a curated record. Bases 47 to 1111 code for a protein of 354 amino acids. Gene Ontology annotation, molecular function: GTP binding; G protein-coupled receptor binding; GTPase activity.
AACCAGUUUGUUGGGACCAUAAGCAGAUCCCACUGAAUUCUACGAUAUGGGCAGUGGAGUCAGCUCUGAAUCUAAAGAAUCAGCCAAAAGAUCAAGGGAACUUGAAAAAAAGCUGCAGGAAGAUGCUGUGAGAGAUGCCAGGACAGUCAAGUUGCUCUUACUAGGUGCUGGAGAAUCAGGGAAAAGCACAAUUGUGAAACAAAUGAAGAUCAUUCACAAACACGGCUACACAGACCAAGAGUGUCGGGAGUAUAGAUCUGUGGUAUACAGCAACACUGUGCAGUCGAUUCUGGCAAUUGUGAAGGCAAUGUCCACCCUUGGUAUUGAGUACGGAGACACAGAAAGGAAAGAAGAUGAAAAGCAGCUUUUUGUGAAGGCAGAUUCCAUGGAAGAUGGCACUAUGUCUCCAGAUCUGGCUGGAAUAAUCAAACGACUAUGGAAAGAUCCAGGGAUCCAGGCCUGUUUUGAAAGGGCAUCUGAAUACCAGCUCAAUGAUUCAGCUGCCUAUUAUCUGAAUGAUUUGGACAGACUAACCACCCCUGACUACAUACCAAAUGAACAGGACGUCCUUCGAUCACGAGUCAAGACAACGGGGAUUAUUGAGACUCAGUUUUCUUUCAAGGAUUUACACUUCCGGAUGUUUGAUGUGGGAGGUCAAAGAUCUGAGAGGAAAAAAUGGAUUCACUGCUUUGAAGGUGUGACUUGCAUCAUCUUCUGCGCUGCCCUCAGUGCCUAUGACAUGGUCCUUGUGGAAGAUGAAGAAGUGAACAGAAUGCAUGAAAGCCUCCACUUGUUCAACAGCAUCUGCAAUCACAAAUACUUUGCAACCACUUCUAUUGUGCUAUUUCUAAACAAGAAAGACCUCUUCCGAGAAAAGAUAACUAAAGUGAAUCUUAGUGUCUGCUUUCCAGAAUACAAUGGAUCAAACACCUUUGAAGAUGCAGGAAAUUAUAUCAAGGACAAGUUCUUAAAUCUGAACAUAAGAAAAGACGAUAAGGAGGUAUAUGCCCACAUGACCUGCGCUACGGACACCCAGAAUGUUAAGUUUGUCUUUGAUGCUGUGACAGACAUCAUCAUCAAAGAGAACCUGAAGGAUUGUGGUCUCUUCUAGCACAUUGCCCUUUUGAAACUUUUUCUGUUUUUAUUGGUGAAAGGAGUCUCUGAUUAAAUUGGUGAAAGGAGUCUCUGAUUAAAAGAAAAAAAAUAGGAAAUAGAAAUUAUAUUCUAUGGACCAGGGCUUUUUUCAGGUAGUUAAAAAGUUUCAGUUUCACAGUUUAAAUGCUCCAAUUUACUAUGCUGUUAUAAAGUUACUUCCAAGUUCACUGAAGAUUAGAAUGGUGCAACUGUUUAGGAUUGCACUGCUGAUCAAAUAAGCAAAGAAAGAAGAAUAAGAGUUUGGAUUCAUAUCUUUCUUUUGCGAACCAUAAGGAGUCUCAAAGCAGCUUACAAACUCCUUUCCCUC